CUGCUGUCUGUGUGUAUGUGCCUAACUGUGUGUCUGUUAUCUGUGUGUCUCAGCUCAAGGCCCAGCUGGAGCAGACUAGCACGGAGCUGUCGGAGCACAAACAGCUGAUGGUCACGGCACACCGCAAGGACGAGAGCUCCACCCAGAUGGUCGCUGAGCUCACUGCUCUCGUCAAAGAACAGAAAGGUCGCAUCGCCGAGCUGUCCAAGUCAAAACACGAGCAGCUGGGAGGCUACAAGGGGAGAAUCCGUGAGCUGGAAGAAUCGUUAGAAGACGCCCGGAAAGCUAACUCUCAGGUGGACUCUCUGAAGCAG
This is a messenger RNA of Aplysia californica (California sea hare), 314 nucleotides long. Its product is annotated as leucine-rich repeat and coiled-coil domain-containing protein 1. NCBI's taxonomy places the organism in Eukaryota, Metazoa, Mollusca, Gastropoda, Aplysiida, Aplysiidae. The record is from RefSeq and is a predicted model, not a curated record.